AAGAGAUUUGAAAAGAUUCGAACGUUAUUCGCCAUAACCGACUAAUUCAAAAGCAAUACUCAAAUGCUUUUUACAUAAACCCUAUACAAAAAACAGUAUAGGGUGCGAUUUCAUUGAAUCAGCUGAUUAGAAAACAAAUAUUCAAGAAAAUAUACCAGGUGUUGUCCAGUUUAAGGACAGCAAAUUUUAAUAAUCCGACAUAUGCACAGCGAAAUUACACAGAAAUGAGUCACACAAGCUACGGUUCAAUAGGCGAGCCAGACGUCGGUUUCAGUGGCAACCAAACACUAUCUAAAGACUUGAACAGCCUGUGCGACAAUAUAGUCACCAACGUAUACACUAUAAAUUCUAGUCUAAAGAGUUUGGAAAACGCUCUUAAAGUUAUUGGCAGCGCGAAGGACAACGCUGGAGUUAGAAACAAAGUGCAUGUGACCCAGUUAAGCACAAAUCAAAUAGCAUCAGAAUGCACCAAAGAUAUUAACAAAUUGAAACUGAAAGUGCCAAAGGCUGACAAACAACGUAAGCUGCAAGUGGAGAAGCUCGAAGGGAACUUUAGGGAUGCUAUCAACAAAUACUAUUCGCUGCAAAAGGAGCUUGCCAGUAAGCAGAAAGCACAUUUACUGAUUCAGGAAAGUCUCGAACAUGAAAUUGACGACGAUUCCGAGCAGAACAAGCAGGCACAGUUGGCCAGGGAGAUGGCUUUUGAACAGGAUAUGAUGCUCGAAAGGGAGGCUAGAGUAAAACAAAUAGAAUCGGAUGUGUUGGACAUUAAUCAAAUCAUGAGGGAGCUGGGCUCUAUGGUACAUGCUCAAGGAGAAACUUUGGAUACUAUCGAAAAUGGUAUCGAUAAUGCCGCGGGUAAUGUUGAGGAGGGUUAUGAGCAGUUGGUUAAAGCAUCGAGAUAUCAAACAAGUCGAAGGAAGAAGUGGGUUUUCAUAUUUUUGAUUUGCAUGGUUGCGAUCGCCAUUGUUAUCGGUAUUAUCGUUACAUCUCUCAAGCGUUAGACGCCUCAACAAAUAUACCAAACAACUCGCAAAGGUGCUCUGCACAAAAUGGUUUAUUCUAAUUUUUAAAUAUUUGCCACUAUAACAUUUAUAUCACUGUUUAUUAUUAAUAUUAAGAGUCCAAAUAAGCGUGCGAAGAUGUACAGUAUGUCCAAAUAGCUACUAGAAAUAUAGAGACCCUGCCUAUACUGAUAAUACAGGGACUAAUGAAGCAACCAUGAAAAAAUGUUUCAACAUGCGCAUGAGCAAAAUUUCAAGCCAAUGACAUUGCAGCAUUCAAAAAACCAACAUGGCAGCUGACAGGUCGUCAAUAAGCUGGGAUGCGGCAUUUUUAAGAGGUAUUUUCUCAAAAUAUGCCUGGAUAUUGUUAAAUGUUCUGGGAAAACGUGUUAAGUGUGUGAAAGUCGCCGUUUAGAAUGAAAAUGCAACAAAGUGCAGGUUAGUGUGUGUAGAGGCAUGCACGGAAAAUCAUUCCCCCCUUUACUGCGGCGCACCAAUUUUUAGUUAGGGCACUAUAUUCUGUAAUAGCUAUAUGAAGUACUUUUGGUCUUUUCGAGAAUAUAUCAGACGUUUGGCAAUACUAUGACACGGCUGUUUCGACUGCUUAAUUUUUAUUAUUCGCUGUUACUCGAUGGUAUUGUUUUUAUAUGAUUUGAUUAUAAAAAAUAUAUUUGUAAAUACUAUCAGAGGGGAUGGUCCCUUAAAGGCUUAUUUUUUAAUCAAGGUACUGGAAAGUACCAAAACAAUUGAUAAACAUAGUAAUAUUACAAUGGAAGAUCAGAACUUGGUUGGAGCCCUCCUAGACAUCUGUGCCUCAUGUCACUCAGCGUAAUCUGCGGCCUAUAUUGUUUUAUUUUAGUAUUUCAAAAGAGUAUACAUAAGGAUACGGAUACUUCAACAUCUAGCAAACAUGUUUCAGUUUCGCAAUUGAUCAAGAGAUUCAA
This is a messenger RNA of Cylas formicarius (sweet potato weevil), 1948 nucleotides long. Its product is annotated as syntaxin-12. The record is from RefSeq and is a predicted model, not a curated record. NCBI's taxonomy places the organism in Eukaryota, Metazoa, Arthropoda, Insecta, Coleoptera, Brentidae. Bases 225 to 1004 code for a protein of 259 amino acids. Gene Ontology annotation, cellular component: SNARE complex; membrane; endomembrane system. Gene Ontology annotation, molecular function: SNARE binding; SNAP receptor activity. Gene Ontology annotation, biological process: vesicle fusion; intracellular protein transport; vesicle-mediated transport. The transcript has 4 exons.